CGACAAAUUGGCAACCGCACUGUUUGUUUUGGUCAAUCUGCGUCACUUACUUGCCAACACUCCGCAGAUCUGCCGGAAUGACACUCGCAGCGACGUUAACUCCACUCGUUGCAGCCUCGGAUGAGGAACUAGAGCGCUAUCUCCGUGAUGCCGACACGCUUCAGCAGAUUUUGCCGCUUCUUGACGACUUUUUCACGCGUGGGACGGCGCUACAGACGCGUGGCCAGGACGACGACGAAGCGGCCAGAUCACUGUCAAUCGCCAGUCACACUGUGUUCUUGCUGUUUCUGCGGCUAGUGGAUGCACCACAGCUAUUACAACUGGCAACUGACUGUGGUCUGCUGCAUGUGACGCGCCUGGCCCCCUUCUGUCAGCUCUACGGCGUCAAGAAUGCGGAGGCUGUGGGCGAGCUGUUAGACAACGUUGUCGAUAAUGUUGCUGCAUUUCCGACAACUCUGGGCGUGCUGCGGCAACUUUACAUUCAGCAACUUAACGACCUUCACACUGCAGUACAGCAGGCUAAGCGUAACCAAGUGACGGAUCUGAUUCAUCGUUGCUUGGAUCUGAGUCUAUCGCUGCUAGGUAUGACGGCGUCCACUUCGAUAACGCACUUGCUACUACUGAAUGGCAAGGAAAUGGAGACAGAGCUGGCGAUACAGAGCCAAUCAAUACUCUACGCUUUUGUCCAUUGCUACGAGGCGUCACUACCAACGCUACAGCGUCAUCUGUCGACUUUCGACGACAAGGUGAAGACUCUAAAGAGCCCAGUGAUCGCCGAGACUAGACACGCACUGUUGCGGAUACUAGGACGGUGUGUAGACGCUGUAAUGGACCAGCAACAUAAGACAGGGUCUAGUGGAGAGGAAUUACUGGCUGGACUACACGCGCUGAGCAACGGAUGCUUAGACGACGGCGCUGAACAUGGCUCGUACCUGAGUGAUCUGUGGUACUUGUGCGAGUACAAGGACAAAGUGUCGGAGUUCUUUGAUCGCUGUAAACUGGAUUUAGAGACUUUUUCGUACCUGGAUAUGGUGAUUGAGCAGCUUCCGCGACGUCGUAUUCUGUCAAUGUUACUGGAAGACGAUCUCGCCGCAGAGACCAAGGCAAACACGACGCUCUCUGCUGAUGCGAAGGAGUGGAAAGCAUCCGAAGUUGAAGAGAAGAAGCCCGUGGAUUUAGCUCCAAUGGUGAAUCAGGUGAAGGAUUUCUUCCCGAACUUGGGUGAUGGCUACGUGGAGCUUUGUCUCUUGAGUUCGAAUCUACAAGUGGAGGUUGCAAUCAAUUUCCUAUUGGAAAAUAACCCGCCGUCGGUGUUGAUUGACGUACCUCACGAUUUGAAACGUUCAGAUUCUAAAUUUUUAGAUUUAGAAACACAGAUCACGGGUAAGUCAGUGCAGGCUGAAGAGACAAAGAAACUUGACCCUAGUCGUGUGUGGGUGGGGAAGAAAGCGAUGGAGAAGACGUAUGAUCCUCAAAUCGCGAAGAAGGAUCAACAACUGGUUGAGAAGAUGAAGCAGCUUGUUGUCAUGUACGAGGAAGAGGAUGAAUACGCGAUGCCGAGUGGUGACAGAGAGGACGGAGUGACGACACUAGACGAGUACGACGACGAUUACAACGACGAAUUCGACGACUUUGUGCCCUUCAGUGUCCGCGGUGGAGGCAGUGCCGACGACCAGGACGCAAUUCGAGAGCAGAACCGUAGGAUCCGCGCACAGGAGGAGAAGGACGCAUUCUGGGAGAGCAUGAAGAACAGAAAUCGUGAAAAUCCAUUGAAUGUGGCUGCAGAUGAAGAAGAGAAGGAAUAUGGCUCUGGUGAUAAUGGUUCUCGCCCUAAUUAUACUGGAGUCUCGCAGAAUUCAUCAGGUCCAAAGCAGAAAUCUAAUCGACGGAAAAAUACGCAACAAGGCGAGAAGAAACCAGACGAAGCUCCUACGUCGCAGCAGAUACAGCGUCAACGAGCUAGAAAAGACAAAAACAAGGCCAAGAUAGCCAACCACAACCGAAAGGACCGUGCGAUGAAGAAGAUGGGUUAAUCUUCAAAGGUUAACCUUCUCUAAUGAGUGAUCUUUCUGGGUUGUGCUAGAAAAACUGUUUAACAAAACCGAGUUUUUAAAUAAGUACUCAGUACUGAAGUUUAGUAAGUGAUACGACGAAGUCGCUGUACCAUCCUGACCUUCUCGCGAAGGCGCCUACGCGCUGCACGCUCUGCAUCGUGCACGUGAGUCAAGUCAGGAUUCAAGUAGAUGCUCGGAAUGGGAAGUAAAACCUGCUGCGAGGGGACUUCGGGGAGAUGAAGGCGUGGGAGUCUAGUCCUUGAAGACUCACUGUGCAUAUCGUCAUCGUAUCUCAGUCGCUUGUCUUCCAGAAUUUGUUCUAGCCUCGUUUUGGUUGGACCUUGCUCGAAGCGAGAAGAAUGAUCGAACUCGUCACUUAUCGAGGAUCCCCAGUCUUCGCUGUUGCUCUCACUGUCGGUUUGCCCUCCACGAGCGGAUGUAAGAGGUGGAAGACGUUCAUUGUUCUGUGCUGUUGGCUCUGGGUCGGGUGGUGACAACAAUGAAUUUGACGAUCGUGUCUUCCCUUUCUUCAUAAGUGGUGUCCGAGACGCAUCAAAUUCUGGACCCGUUGCGUCGAUCUUUUUGUUACUAUCGAAAUUCUGGGUACUAUAGUCCUCGUCGGGAGGGGUUGGAUCA
Phytophthora nicotianae INRA-310 is the source of this 2690-nucleotide messenger RNA. RefSeq lists its product as hypothetical. The coding region runs from base 78 to 2033 and encodes 651 amino acids. Gene Ontology annotation, molecular function: ubiquitin binding. The transcript has a single exon. The record is from RefSeq and is a predicted model, not a curated record. NCBI's taxonomy places the organism in Eukaryota, Oomycota, Peronosporomycetes, Peronosporales, Peronosporaceae.